This is a messenger RNA of Drosophila mojavensis, 3077 nucleotides long. RefSeq names its product DNA-binding protein Ewg (gene ewg). The transcript has 7 exons. Bases 310 to 2928 code for a protein of 872 amino acids. Gene Ontology annotation, biological process: regulation of transcription by RNA polymerase II. The record is from RefSeq and is a predicted model, not a curated record. Gene Ontology annotation, molecular function: RNA polymerase II cis-regulatory region sequence-specific DNA binding; DNA-binding transcription factor activity, RNA polymerase II-specific. Gene Ontology annotation, cellular component: nucleus. NCBI's taxonomy places the organism in Eukaryota, Metazoa, Arthropoda, Insecta, Diptera, Drosophilidae.
GCACCACCAGCAACCAGCAGGAGCAGACGUGCCACAGCCACCAAGCUGGCAACCACAAGCUAUCGGCUGGUUGUGGCGCCGGCUGGCAGCCAAAGGAGCGGCGGGAAUGUGGUCGUCAGCAGCGUCAGCGGUGGCGCCACCGUCACGGGCAACACAAUUGUCACCACGGGCAACGGCAGCAACAGCUCCGGCAGCGGCGGCGGUGGCGGCGGCGGCCUGAACGUGACCACAAUCACCACCACCAGCAAUAGCUCGCAGGCGCAGUCGUCCUCCGGUGGCCAGAGCAAUGGCACCACCUACAAGAUCGAGAUGCUGGACGACGACAUGCAGAGUCUGGCCACAGAUGACGAGGACGAUGAUUUGAUUAGCAGCGAGGGCAGUCUGUACGAUGGCGAUCUCAAUACGCUGGCCAACGAUGAUGUCGCCCACCAGCUGGCGGCUGCUGGGCCGGUGGGUGUGGCAGCGGCCGCUGCGAUAGCCAGCUCAAAGAAACGCAAGCGUCCGCACUGCUUCGAAACGAAUCCGUCGGUGCGCAAGCGGCAACAGAAUCGUCUGCUACGCAAAUUGCGCGGCAUCAUCUACGAAUUCACCGGGCGCGUGGGCAAGCAGGCGGUGGUGCUGGUGGCGACGCCCGGCAAGCCGAACACCAGCUACAAGGUGUUCGGGGCGAAGCCGCUGGAGGAUGUGCUGCGCAAUCUGAAGAACAUUGUGAUGGAUGAGCUGGACAAUGCGCUGGCCCAACAGGCGCCGCCGCCGCCGCAAGAGGAUCCCUCGCUGUUCGAGCUGCCCGGCCUGGUCAUCGAUGGCAUACCGACGCCCGUCGAGAAGAUGACGCAGGCACAGCUGCGUGCGUUCAUACCGCUCAUGCUCAAGUAUUCGACGGGGCGCGGCAAGCCGGGCUGGGGGCGAGAGUCGACACGGCCGCCAUGGUGGCCCAAGGAGUUGCCGUGGGCGAAUGUGCGCAUGGAUGCCCGCUCCGAGGAUGACAAGCAGAAGAUUAGCUGGACCCAUGCGCUGCGCAAGAUUGUGAUCAAUUGCUACAAAUAUCAUGGACGCGAGGAUCUGCUGCCGACAUUCGCCGACGACGAGGACAAGGUGAAUGCGCUGAUCUCGCAGUCUGGCGACGAGGACGAGGACAUGGAGCAGCUGUCCAAUACGCCCACCAUACAGACGGUGCAAACGGUGACGCCGGCCACUAAUCAAACCACCAGCCAACAACUGCAGCCACAGCAGGUGAACGUGGUGAAGAUCAACAGCGCUGGCACAGUGAUCACAACGCACACAGCCCAAUCGAAUACGCCAGCUCCGACGAUCAUCCAAAGCACGAACAAUCAACAUGUGACCACGACGGCCACAUUGCCGGCAUCGACUAAGAUCGAGAUAUGCCAGGCGCCACAGCAGCAGCAGCAGCACCAUCAGCAGCAGCAACAUCUGCACACAACCAGCAACAACAACACGACCACAGUGCACAUCCAGGCGGUCAGCCAGUCGCAGCCGCAAACGAUUCAAUUGACAACGGCGAGCGGUACGGCCACAGCGACGGCUGUGCAGACAACAGCAGCCGCUGUAAGUGCAUCGCAGGCGGCACAGGCAGCUGCCGCAGCUGCUCAGCAGCAGCAGCAACAGCAGCAGCAGCAGCAGCAGCAAUCGAAUGCUGCUCAGACCGUAACCGCCCAACAGAUAGCCAAUGCCCAAGUUUGCAUCGAGCCCAUAACGCUGAGCGACGUUGAUUACACGACACAAACUGUCCUGUCGCAGAACGCCGAUGGCACCGUCUCUCUCAUACAGGUGGAUCCUAACAAUCCAAUCAUAACGCUGCCCGACGGCACAACAGCUCAGGUUCAGGGCGUGGCAACGCUGCAUCAAGGCGAAGGCGGCGCCACCAUACAAACGGUACAAAGUCUCGCCGAUGUGAAUGGUCAUGACAAUAUGACCGUCGAUCUGACCGAGGCGCAGGAUGGCCAAAUCUUUAUUACCACCGAGGAUGGGCAGGGAUAUCCGGUCUCAGUGAGCAAUGUUAUAUCGGUGCCCGUCUCCAUGUAUCAGUCGGUGAUGGCCAACAUGCAGCAGCUGCAGACGAAUAGCGAUGGCACCGUGUGCUUGGCCCCCAUGCAGGUAGAUAACAGCAACACACCAAACAACAACAGCAACAACAACAACAACAGCAACACAACCAACAGCAGUAAUAAUAGUAGUAGCGGCAGCCCAUCUGCUGCCGCGCCCACCUCGCUGCUGGGCAUCUCAGUAAUCAACGCUGGCGCCAUGCUAGGCCGGCGUCUCACUGGCAGCGGCGCUGGCGUCGCAGCAGCAGCGGCAACGUCCACUGCCGGGCAACAGCCGGCGCUGACACUGCAAGCGCCGCCUGGCAUUCGGUUCUACUGGGCCGCCAGUCCGGGUAGCGGCAGCGGCAGCGGCAGCGGCGCUGGCAGCAGCAAUUUGAAUGCUACCGCUAGCUUUAAUCUCGCCAAUAACAAUAACAAUAGCAUGCUUACUAAUAAUAAUAAUAAUAAUAGCAACAACAACAACUGUAGCAGUAAUAGCAGUAGCAAUAAUAACAUUAAAAUGACGCUGCCCGUAGUGCUGACAGCGCCGGCGACGUCGACUGCGCAGCGGCGCCUCGAACCAAAUGCGUCGCGGCGCACAGCGCAAAAACGCCGCAAGCUGAACAGCAGCGCCGGCAGCAGCAGCAGCAGCAACAACAACAACAACAAUACUAACAAUAAUAAUAAUAAUAGUAAGCUAACUUUACGCAAAAAAGCAAACGACAUAACGGUACCUGCUGCUGCUGCUGCUGCUGAAACGUCCACCAUACGCUGCGUGGAUAGCGCCAGCCUGACCAAUGCCAGCGGCGGCGCCGGCGUCGGCGGCAGCGCAGCCUUGCAGCUGCAGCUGCCAACGAAAACCAUUAAAUUAGAGCAUUUGGAGUAGUAGACUUUAAGCAGCCAUACGCACAUACUUGCCACGCCCACGCCCAUGCCUAACGCCAAUUUCCAUCAAUAUUUAAAGCUAGUUAACAUUGCACGUAUCAAAUCUAGUCAAAACGGCGCUGCGUGCACACAGACACACACACACACACA